Messenger RNA from Nylanderia fulva, 3542 nucleotides. It is a transcript of the gene uex, whose product is annotated as metal transporter uex. Gene Ontology annotation, molecular function: transmembrane transporter activity. NCBI's taxonomy places the organism in Eukaryota, Metazoa, Arthropoda, Insecta, Hymenoptera, Formicidae. Gene Ontology annotation, cellular component: plasma membrane. Gene Ontology annotation, biological process: magnesium ion homeostasis; transport. The record is from RefSeq and is a predicted model, not a curated record.
AGCGAGCCGACCGGGAUGAAGUUGUCAGCAGAGUACAGUGAUCGUAUGAUGGCGCAACAUGUCGGCCGUUCGCGUUUCGCGCCGGCAACGACUUUACUACUUGUUCCCGCGUGUGUCUCCGAGCUAGUGAACGUGAACGGGACGACGUCGUCGUUGACGACGACGACGACGGCGUCGGGGACGUCGAAGACGAUCCUUCGUUACGACGCCAGCCCGUCGCGCGUCCUCCAGGCGCCCACGAUAAGGACGGCGGCCCCGUUGUGGGCAGCGUCGGACCUUCCCGAAAAUCGUCGACCGGAAGUCGUGUUCCUGGGGACCGGCUUCAGCUCACGCCUCGCGCUGCGAUGGUCGCCGUCGAGCCGCGACUGUCCGACCCACUCGGACGACAACCUCUUGGAGAUAUUGUGGACGGCGUUUAUGCACGACUUCGCGAUCUACAAAUUUCGAAGUGUGCCCGAAAAUCUGACGGUGAACCUCUAUUUUUGUUGGAGAGAACACGAGAGGGACGACGAUGACGACGUGGACGACGGUGACGGGAGCAGCUGGAUCCACUUCGGCGAUCGCGUCUCAAUUAAAUUCCCGGUGAAACGACAGCCGCAUGGAGAAGAAAAAUUUUUUCGUGAACGACGAAAUGAUCAUCAGUUUCUUGAUGACCCCAAAACUGUCAUCCCGCAAAAUUACACAGACACGCAUAUCGAAGGGUUACGAAUCGAGACGGCCGAGAAAGAACCCACUCACAGCGAGGAAGGAAUUCCCCAGAUCCGGGCUGGGACUAAGGCGGUAAUCCGUUUAUUCGGCACCGGUAUCACUCCAGAUACUCUGAUCACCUUCACCGACAUGCCAGCGGAAAGGGGCACCGUUUGCGAUAAAAUUAAAAGUAACGAGUUUCGAGUGGAAAAUGUAGAGGAGAGCACAGCGACCGUUAGCGUAGUACUUCCUCUGGGAUCGUCAUUUUACGUAUGCGCAAAACGGCCGAUGGGAAAAGAUAAGGACCAGGUACUCUUUAAACAUCAAGGAAUCGCACUGUAUAAUACUAUCCGCACAUAUGAGAAAUUACUACCGCUCUGGCUCAGUAUCAUCAUCAUUCUCAUUUGUCUCUGUUUUUCCGCGCUUUUCUCCGGUCUCAAUCUCGGUUUAAUGGCGAUAGAUAGGACCGAAUUGAAAAUACUCGUCAAUACCGGUACAGAAAGAGAGAAAAAAUAUGCGAGAACUAUUCAGCCCGUAAGAAAUCACGGGAAUUACCUUUUGUGUUCGAUUCUGUUUUCCAACGUUCUUGUCAAUUCGGUGUUCACGAUAUUGUUGGAUGAGUUGACAUCCGGGAUUGUUGCUAUUAUCUGCUCGACGUUAGCUAUUGUCAUUUUCGGCGAAAUUUCGCCGCAGGCUAUUUGUAGCAGGCACGGAUUGUGCGUCGGUGCGAAGACCAUUUAUCUCACCAAAAUAACGAUGCUAAUCACUUUUCCAUUAAGUUACCCAAUCAGUAAACUCCUAGAUGUUGUUCUUGGCGAAGAGAUCGGCAAUGUGUAUAAUCGAGAACGUUUGAAGGAAUUGGUCAAGGUAACGAAUGAAUACAACGAUUUAGAAAAAGAUGAAGUAAAUAUAAUUGCAGGAGCGUUAGAACUGCGGAAGAAGACCGUAGCGGAUGUAAUGACCAGAAUCGAAGAUGUAUAUAUGUUGAACUAUAACGCUGUUCUAGACUUUGAAACUGUGUCUGAGAUUAUGAAAUCAGGAUAUUCGCGUAUACCGGUGUACGAAGAUAUAAGAACGAAUAUAGUGACGUUGCUAUAUAUCAAAGAUCUUGCAUUUCUUGAUCCUGACGAUAAUAUGCCGCUCAAGACACUUUGCCAAUUUUAUCAAAAUCCAUGUAAUUUCAUUUUUGAGGAUGUUACAUUAGAUAUAAUGUUUAAACAAUUCAAAGAAGGUAAUAAAGGCCACAUGGCUUUUGUGCAAAGAGUUAACAACGAAGGCGAAGGUGAUCCGUUUUACGAGGUGAUUGGUUUGGUUACGUUGGAAGAUGUUAUUGAGGAAUUAAUUCAGGCUGAGAUUAUUGACGAGACAGAUGUAUUUACGGAUAAUAGAAGUAAACGUAAAAGACAAGUUCGUCAAAAAGUACCAACUGAUUUCACCAUAUUCGCGGAGAAGAAGGAAAAUCAACGAAUUCACAUCUCUCCACAGUUGACUUUAGCGAUGUUCCAGUACUUAUCUACAACUGUGGACACGUUUAAACCAGACAUUAUAUCGGAGACGAUCCUACGACGUUUACUGAAGCAAGAUAUUAUUUAUCACGUCAAAGUGAAAUCGCGUGAAAAAGCUAAAGCUGAUCCUGCCGCGAUAAUCUAUCAACAAGGAAAAGCAGUCGAUUACUUUGUGCUAAUUUUGGAAGGUCGCGUCGAAGUGACAGUGGGCAAAGAAAACAUGAUGUUUGAAAGUGGUCCCUUCACAUAUUUCGGAUCGCAAGCUCUUACCGCUAAUAUCGGGAUCGCUGAAUCGCCCACGAACGCGAAUCCUCAGACAGUCGGUAGUAUUCAAUCCGUUAAUCUGGAUUCUAUGCUGCGUCAUACCUUUAUACCGGAUUACACGGUGCGUGCGGUGACCGAGGUAUUCUACGUAAAGGUCAAAAGAUCUCUGUAUCUCGCAGCGAAGCGCGCUACACUUUUGGAAAGAAGGCAAAAGGAUCCGUUGCCUAGUCAAGAACAAUUCGACGACGAAGUGGAGAAGUUGUUGCAUUCUUUGGAGGAGGACGAUCGCAGUGUACCUGAGUCUCCGGUGUUGCUCGCGGAUAAAUUCGUGGAAAACGAGAAAGGAAAGGAUUCCGUGAUUCAUUCGCCCGUACGCAGCGUAACGGCGCCGACGUCGCCGCUUCCAGUUAGCGCCAGUCCAAUUACCAAUUCGAAGUUUGCCUCACCGCGAAAUGAUGGGAAAACUAAAAAUUUAUCAACAAAGAUUCAAACGAGUCCAAUGGAAACUCAGGCUAAACGCGAUUCCUUAAACACGCUAGACGCGGACAUUCUCGCCCGACAGUCCGAAGCCGCACGAUUAUUGAACACCACCAGAAGAGUCAGCGAAAAUGAAGAGCGAACAAAUCUCUUGCCUAAACAGGAUCACUCUUAACGCUUACAGAAUGGCCGACGAUACUCGGUUUUGUCGGCGAGAUCAAUAACAUUAAGAGCAUCGAGCGAUACAGAGCGGAACAUACUGGCAUGACACAUAUUGUUACUGUGACACUAGGUACUUCACGAAUUAUUUAGAUAUUUAUCAUAAGAGAAGAAAAACUUCAUAUUUUUAACUAUUAGCUUAGAAGCUGUACUCGAGAGAUGCCUCGGUUUUCUUUUAUAUAUUUAUAUAUAUUUAAAUUCUUAUUUAAAUUUUUAUUUAAAUUAUUCCUAAAUAUACAUUAUCAUAUAAAUACGUCAUUUUAUCGCGAUAGUUUAUAUAUGGGCUGCUCUUUAUAGCUGAACUGAUUGCAUUAGUUCAAAGUUUAUCUUUUUCUAAUGUAGAAUAAAAAAGAUAAACUCUGAACUAUAUAGUGCAGCCAGUUCAACUAU